This is a messenger RNA of Adineta ricciae, 849 nucleotides long. Lineage: Eukaryota; Metazoa; Rotifera; Eurotatoria; Adinetida; Adinetidae. The record is from the annotation of a GenBank genome assembly.
AUGUCACAACAAGCAUUAGCUCAACAGAUUCGUUUCAUAGGAGAGAAAUACAGGUUAUAUGCUGGUAUUUUCAACCUAAUUAUUGGAAUUAUUAGUAAUAUUUCGAUAAUUGUAGUAUUUACUACUUUACGACUUUUUCGAGCAAAUCAAACGGCUUUUUAUUUUAUUGCUGAAUCUAUUUCUAACAUUGGGUUACUGCUUACUUUAAAUAUACCAAAAAUUUUUACAGCUUUUAUUAACUACGAUCCAGCUCAAAGUUCAGUGAUCUGGUGCAAAUUACAAACCAUGCUGUUACAAGCAUUCGCUUUAUUUUCUUUAUUUAAUAUAUGUUUUCUUUCGUUUGAUCAAUAUUUGUCAACUAAUGCACGAGCUACAUGUCGACAAAAAAGUACACUCAAACUAGCUCAUCGACUAACAAGUUUUAAUGUGUGUUUUGUGAUUUUACAUGGUGUAACAGCUCUCAUAUUCACCGAAAUCCAAUCAUCAAUGGGUUGUAAUGUAUACAAUCCAAUAGCACGACGUUAUUACACGUUUUUCUAUUAUCCAAUUUUAGCUAAUAGUUUUCCCUUAACCUUUAUUCUUACGUCAAGUUUAUUAGCUUAUCGUAAUGUUCGUAGGAUAAUUCGUCUACAACAGCCAGUCUUUCGUCGGCGUCUUGAUUCUCAAUUGACAGCAAUGACUUUAGCACGUGUAAUAGUUCUUGGUAUAUGUGGUUUUCCAUACAUUAUUAUUUCUUUAUAUCAGCUUAAUCUAAGUAUCACUGCAGAUGAUUAUAUGAAAAUAGCAAUCAUUACUCUAUUAUCAAUAAUAUUUGCAUCUCUGUUACAUGUUAAUUUCACGGUAAAUUAA